AUGUCAGCGGCAGCUGAACCAACAACGCCUCUUCUAGUGCCUUGUCGGUCCGCCAAAGAGUCUUCCGAACCCAUCGUGGACCACUCUCGGGGGGAUACAAGACCUCAUAUCAGUCCGCGUGACUCCAUCAGCCGUAUAUUUGCCUAUUGUGGCUUCUUCGUCACCUCCCUCGUAGCGUCCAGUGCCUUUUCUACGGCUAUUCAGUCAUUAUCGUACCCCGCAGUCUUUGGUGGUCACAAGUCGGAAGUCGUGACCAGCGCCUUUUACCAGUUCCUCCUCGUUUUCGGACAGUGCAUUGGCUGUUUAUUCGGUGGAGUGGCAUGCGACAUCUGCGGCAGACGGGCCUCGUAUAUCGUGUCCCUCGGUAUAAUGAUUCUCGUUUUAUUACUCAAUGCUGUUACUCUGGCGAUAGAGUAUUUCAGUGGAGUUUCCCCCAGAGGGGUCCCUCAUCAGGUGUUAUGGUUGUUCAUGAGCGCCCUUCUCGGGGUAAGUAGCACCCUACUGUAUCCCAUAUGUGGGUCUAUACUUGUCGAGUCAAGCCCCGCAGUGCAGCGCCACGUCGACAUGGCCAAGUACAUGUGUACCCAGGGCCUCGCACAGCUCUUCGGAGGGCUUCUGGUGGUGGGCUUAUUAGCGGCGUUUGAUGCAGAAACUAAGGGCCGCGCCGAGUUCAACUCCCAGGCCCUCCUAUUGAUAUUGUUCUGCGUCCCUAUAGCGAUAUUAUGCUUGCUCUUUAUAGCCGCUCUAAUGUGGCUUAACGACAGUACAUUCUACUACGAAUACCGAGCCGAUCUGAACCUUUUCAUGGGGAUGCGGACUCCUACGAGACCUUCCUUCACUCGGAUAAGGUCGCACGUGAGGUCGUGUUGGAAAACGGGGAUGGAGUACCCAGAGCGCCUGGCGGGCUGUGCGGUGCCAUGGCUCCUAUUCGACAUCACUUUCUACUGUGAUGGAGUGUUGGGACUCAUAUCUGUAGCAGACGAUGAAAGCAUGACAGUCCCCAGUGCACUUGGUAACGAUCCUCCGGCCAUGUUCCAGGAUAACAUGCUGAGCCUCAUGGUCGUGGGGUUAUCAUUGACUGGGUAUUUCCUCGGUAUCAAAGGUGUCAAGAAAGUACCUCCUAAGCUGAUGCAAUUGAUCGGAUUUGUGGUACUAUCAUUUUGCUUCUUCGGUUUAGCCCUGUCACUUUGGUCUGUGGAGAACCCCGAGAGUGCUGUAAAUGAUCGUGUUGCUGAUUGUUUGUUAUUUAAUGCAUUUUUCCGUUUCUUUAACUUUGGGCCCAACAUCACUACUUACCUUAUACCACUAGAAUCCUGGCCUACACCUAUUCGAGGUACUAUGCAUGGCUUCGCAGGAGCAGCAGCUAAGUUGGGCGCCACUAUAGGCCUUGGCCUGUUCUGGAUACUCCGUAGUAGAAAGCUCAUGUGUGUAGCAUGUGCUAUCUGUGCUGGCCUAGCGACACUAGCGACCAUGAUGUACACGCCACACUUAGUGCCUGUCUCGGCUGAUUUGGAAUUGAUCGAUGGAGAAUGGCAGAAAGGUCGAAUUCGCUCUAAUGAAUGA
This is a messenger RNA of Perkinsus marinus ATCC 50983, 1563 nucleotides long. RefSeq names its product sugar transporter, putative. Bases 1 to 1563 code for a protein of 520 amino acids. The transcript has 10 exons. Lineage: Eukaryota; Perkinsozoa; Perkinsida; Perkinsidae. Gene Ontology annotation, molecular function: transmembrane transporter activity. The record is from RefSeq and is a predicted model, not a curated record. Gene Ontology annotation, biological process: transmembrane transport.